This is a messenger RNA of Oryzias latipes (Japanese medaka), 2690 nucleotides long. It is a transcript of the gene pusl1, whose product is annotated as pseudouridine synthase like 1. The record is from RefSeq and is a predicted model, not a curated record. Gene Ontology annotation, molecular function: RNA binding; pseudouridine synthase activity. Gene Ontology annotation, biological process: tRNA pseudouridine synthesis. NCBI's taxonomy places the organism in Eukaryota, Metazoa, Chordata, Actinopteri, Beloniformes, Adrianichthyidae.
AUUACGUCAUAACUGCGUGUCAAACACGCACGCGGCUCUUGCUACAGCGGUGGUUUGUCAAAGUCAACGUUUUCUCUGGUGUUUUAAACCUUUUGCAGCAAUAAGCAUGGAUUAUUUUUGCGCAGAUUCGUAGCUGCAUUUCAGCGUUUGGCUGUUAAGAAAAAACAAUCAUGUAACUUGUCGUUAUUGGAAACAUUAUGCACAACGGGGCUCGAUACCUCAUCUUUUUUCAGUACAUAGGCACAAAAUACAGCGGUGUAGUGAAAGUUCCUCCCCAGCAGAUGGUUAAAAAGGGAGUUCAGGAUCACAUAGAGGAAGCGAUUCAGAAGUUGAAGCCCGUCAAUUCUGCGUCCCUGUCGGUGUCGAGCAGGACUGACACAGGUGUGCACGCCCUCUCCAACUCUGCCCACUUUGACCUCCAGCGCAGGAACAACAAGCCACCUUUUGCUGAAGACCUUCUCGUCGAAGCCCUGAACUACCACCUGCAGACGGAGCAGAUCAGGAUCAACCAAGCUCACCGCGUUGCAGAUGACUUCCACGCCCGGUACCGCGCACAGUCGCGGACCUACGUCUACCGCGUAGCACUUGGUGUCCGCCACCGCACUCUGCUUCCUCUCACUGAGUCCAACCUCUGCUGGGACAUCCAGGACACAGAGUUAGAUGUGGAAGCCAUGCGUGAGGCGGCUGCUGUGUUGAUCGGGACCCAUGACUUCAGCAGCUUCAGGGCAGUGAACUCUGACAUGACCUUCAAAAACCCCGUCAAGACGUUGGAUGUGGCCUCUAUACAGCUGGGAAACUCUUUUGCAAGCACGUACUUUCACAGACAGGUAUCAUUCUUGGAGCUGACCUUCACGAGUCGUUCCUUUCUCUAUAAACAGGUACGCCGGAUGACGGGGGCCCUCGUUGCUGUAGGCAGGGGGCUGCUGACCGUGUCCCAGCUCAGAGAUUUACUGGAGGCUAAAGACAAUCUGGCCUACCCUCAGAAUCUGGUCGCUCCGGCCCAUGGUCUCUUUCUCACCCAAGUGGCGUACAGAGAGUCAGACUUGCCUUUACGACAAGCGUUGUGCACCGACAACUUCAAGGACUGAUGCAAAGAUGCUUUGCUUCUUAUGAACCACUGGAGCAAAGACUUUUGUGUAUACAUGUUCAUAUAGGAGACCCAUUUUCAAGUCAGUUUUCUCACACAAAGAAUAAAUGCUAAAUGAACAUCUACUUUUCUUUAAUUCAACAUGUUAAGAAUACAUAACUGUGUGCAUGAACACGGCUCAGACCUAUCAUGGUCUCCAUUUUAGCCCAGUUAUUGGUUGUGUACAUGAUUCAGGUUAUGCAGAUCAUCAGUUAUUAAAGAUGUACAACACAUGGGGAGGGGGGGGGGUGUUAAACUCCAUAACCAAAACUGCAGUUUCCAUUAAUGUCAUAUAGUGGUGUUAUACAAUAUUAACCAACAAAACGCACACUCCAUUAGUGUACACAUCUGAGUGUCCAAACAAACCUACAUUCCUCACAGACUUGUGUAUUUGUAGCAUUUCUUUUCUCCUCAUUUUGUGUCUUAUUUCAGCAAAAGUUCCACAUUUCAGUCCAAUGACGUUGAGACUUCCAGCCAGAACACGUAUGAGGUUCAUCGCAGGCUCAGUGGAGACGGCGGCCGUCAUUUUCAAAACCACACUCCCUAAGCGAACCAACCAAUGUGAGGUUUUUCUGAUUGAUGCCGUCAAAACGAAACCCAGAGGAGUGCUUUUUGCACUUCUCAGAAGUGCUGGGAAAAAUAAUUCCACUCCUUUUGACGUAAAAAUUAUAUGUACACAAGUACAAGUAUCCCGUUUCUGACUGUGUUGGAGCAACACAGCUAAUCUGAUUAGCAUAGGUCCUCAAGUCAAUUCAGCAUUUGGUUUCAGAAGAGAAUCAAACACAUCCUAAAGUCACUUAGAUUUCAAUGUAUAAUCAAAAUUUCAAGUCUUCCAGAGUAUGAAACCAAUGUUUUAUAGCAGUAACAAAACCAUAUCUGUAUAUAAUGCACUUGAGGAAGGCCUUGCGUUUUUUUGGGUGACGGAACAAUGAAGUUUACUUAAAUUAAAGUGGAAAUCCUGAUGAAGAAAACAUGAGACACAGAAAAAUUCUUGGUGAUCCGUUUGAGGUAAAAUGAGUUUUUAUGAGUGACAAAAGAAAAAGAUAAAAAUGGCUGAAGUGGCUAAAACAUUUUUAUGAUUUGUAGUUAGCAUGGUGUCUUUACGCAGCCUUUUCCAUUUCUUUUGGCAAUUUGAUCCACACACCCUGAUACUAAAGAUGAGGUUUAUAUCUCAGCAUUAAUUUGUGUCACGUUGAUUACAGGUUGAUAGUUUUUUUAAAGUUUGCAUAGACCCAUAAAACCAUCAGAAACCCACUCAGGGCAGUAAAACCCAACUUCACCCUUUGCACUGGCGUCUGGGAGUUGUGACAGAGCACAAUGAAAGCAUUGAACAGUCCCCCUUGAUUCAGUUACAUUCAAUCACAUUACGUUUUUGUAAAUGAAAUAAUUUGGUGGCACAUAAAAAGCAUAUUUUCUAUGCAGAUUUCAGCCAAAGCUGCACGAAGAAAACCUUUAAGAGGGUUUGGGGGUCUGCCUGCUUUAACCGCCUCACAGAACGCAACAAUAAACUCAAACAUUUUAUUCAAAGUAGUACAAAGAGUGAAACGGGGCAGAAUUUAAAAAA